AUGGGCGCUGCCGAAGCUCGUUCAGAAGAGCUUGAAGCACUCCAAGCUAUCUACGGGUCUGAGCUACGCAUCCUAAGCGACGACGACGAACUCCACUUCGAGGUCGACGUCCAUGUGGCGAGUGCAAACCAACCUGCCAACGACGCUCUAGGCGUGCGACUACGCUUUCAUCUACCGCAAGGCUAUCCAAGUGGAGGCUGGCGAGCUCGAGCCCGUGUUGGUGUCUCCGCUGGUCCAGCAUCGACACAGAAAUGGUCGUUAUCGCCGAAUGAUCUGGAGGUACUGCGGAGAAAGAUCCAGAGCCUCUGUGAGGAAGCCGCCAGAGCGCGAACAUCUGUGGGCUACGAGGUGGUAGAGCUCGCGCGAACCUUUCUCCGCGAAUACCUCGAGGCAAGCCAUGAUCUCGGCGAAGCAGGGACCAUUGUUCGUCCACUCCACGAGGCCAUGCUUGAGCGUGAACAGCGACAGUUUGAGGAACAAGAGCGUGCUGAACUGGAACGAACCGCCCAGCAGCGAGAGCGUCUCGAGAGGUUGCAGCAGCAGCGCGAGGAGGCCGAGCGGCUUCAGACGCUGGAGGCUCUCGCUGCCGAAGAGCGACUUGCGCGCAAACUCCAGUACCAGCGGAUGGCGGAGUCAUCGACAGCAGUCGACGAAGACGGGCACUGCACAGCGGAAGGAGGCUCGGGCAUUGCCACGAACGCACACCCCUGGGACGUUCCACCUUCGUGGACGAUUCUGGAAGCGUUGCGGGAAACUCUGCAACAGCAGUCAGAGAGGCGUGUAGCGCGUGAUUUGGAUGAUGUGUCGAUAUGGUCGGGGCACCAAGAUGAUCUCGAUGCAGAACGUAGCGAGCAUUCGGACGGUGAUGCCACCGCACAGCCUGCUGCUGCGUAUGAGAGGGUCUCGAGCGUAGCCGCCUGGGAAGCGGCAUCGUACGGUGUCUCGCAGGGCAUUCGCUCCUCUUGGUUAUCGUUGGGGUCUCUGCGAACGUCAUCAUCAUCGCCGUCGUCCAGUUUAUCCCAUAGUAUGCGUAGUGCGUCUUCGGACGAUAGCAGUAUCGCCGUUGCCGAGUUCCCUCGUGCGCUCAGGAAAGGCAAGCACCCGAGUCAGUCCGCCAGCGUAAGCGGAUCGCCGUCGACCUCGGAGAAUACUGGCAUCUUUGCCGACUGGUGUUGGACCCACUCGAAGCCACACAGGUCAUCGGCAUGCGGUACCUCCACAGACGCAUCAUCGGCGUCAAAGUCGGGCUGCAGUGCCUCUGCAUCGACGAAGACUAGCCCUGCACAGCAGACGCUACCUGGAACCGCUGCUAAAAGCGGUUCUGAAAGAGCGCGACGCAGCCGCCGCCGCCGCAGCCGCCGCCACCACCACCACCACCACGACCGAGUUCCGUCGAGCACAUAUACCGUUCAACAAGAGCACCAACAACAGGUCUUGAAGUGGUUUCUCGAGAGCCUCUGCGCCCAGAUGACACCAGAUGAGGCUGCUGCGGCUUGUGCGCGAUGGCAUCGCAAACUCGGCAUUGUACUGGAGCGCUCGGCAGCGGCGGCAUCAGCGUCAGAAGACUGCGACGAUGAUCGUAUCCAGGGCAUUCCCAGUGCUCCACUAAUGAUCCAACUCAACGAUGAUCGCGACGUGGAUGGUAGCGUCACAAAUCUGCUCUCGUUCGGGGAAGCCUUGACCCGCAAGGCACCUGAUCGGCUAGAGGCGACGGUGAAACGGGUUCUGGGCAGCACUGCCUGGCAUUAUUGUCGCCAGUUUGUCCAUGGAGAGCGGUUUCGCAAGACGUCACAUGGACGUGCACAGCAGUCGUUGCAGUCAGGUCAGGAGAAAGAACGGAAAGCGCCCCUGUCGUUAACGUCGCACACACAUGCACAGCACACGCUACAAUUCGGCCAUGGAGAAGAGCGGCGACAUCGAUCCCUGCUGCAGGGCAAUGUGCCGCCUGCUGGCACUCGAAAACGUACUUCCCGCUUCGAAACAGACUUUGACAUGUUGGAGCUGCUCGGUCGUGGUGGUUUUGGCGCUGUGGUCAAGGUCCGACAGCGACUUGACGGGCGCAUCUACGCUGUCAAGAUCGUGCCGCUGCACCGCAAGGACCUUGAAGAUCCGCGGAUCCUGCGAGAAACCACCACAUUGAGCCGCUUAGCGCACCCACGUUGUGUACGCUACUAUGGGUGCUGGGUGGAGCCUAUCGAUGUGCUGCGGUUCUCAGAGGCCCUUUCGAGUGCUCGCACUGGUGCCCAAGACUCGCAACGCGCCCUUGGUGCUGCGUCUGCAGCGAAUACAUCCGCUGCACAGUACCAAGCACAGCAGCAGCAGCAGCAGCCAUCUUUAUCCUUGGCAUCGCUUGUGUUGCGGGAGCAGCUCUCGUAUUCGAUGCCUUCCAGCGAUACAACUGGAGCAACGUCCGCUGGCCCCGAGUCAUCGAGUGCCAUCGUCGCUUUUCUCUUCAUUCAGAUGGAGUACUGUCCACGCACACUGCGCGCUUUUAUCGAUCAAGACUUGGACGCUGGUACCGAUCUGUGGCAAGUCUUUCGACAGAUUGUCGAAGGUGUUGAGUACCUGCAUUCGCUGAUGCUCAUCCAUCGGGACUUGAAGCCAACCAAUAUUUUCGUUGGCGGGCCUCGUGUCUCGUCGUCUCCUUCUCAAGGUACGCUUGGUGAUCGUUUGUCGCACACCUGGACGGAGACCGAGUCCAUUUCGAUCAAAAUAGGAGACUUUGGGCUGGCGACCACGCUGAGUGUGGCGUCUCUCCGACGUGCCCCGGGCGCUGCCGAAGCGACGAAUGCACGCGGAACUGCUGAUGCUGCUAGUGCUGAUGGUGCUGGUGAAACAAGUGCUGCCCUGGAGCUGACGCGCUCAGUUGGAACCGCCUUCUAUCGAGCACCCGAAUUAUCCAUGAGGCCAGCGAGCAACGAGCAGGAUACCGAGCAGCCGAUAUCGUCAUCGCCCACCUACGACACCAAAGUCGAUAUCUACGCGCUCGGCGUCAUCUUGUUCGAACUCUUCUACGGUCCCAUGCAGCGUACUGCUGCCACAGCCGCUCCUGGAUGCAAGACCAGUGGAGAUGGCUCCAGCUCCGUAACCGAACACGAACGUUUUGUGAUACUGACGAAUUUGCGCGAAAGGCUGCAAGUACCUGCAGCGUUCGCGGAAAAGCUCCCGCGUCAAACCCGCUUGAUCCGCCUCCUGAUGGCAAAGAACCCCGACGAACGCCCCAGUGCAAAGCAGUUGUUGAAGAUGCUUCCGGUGAAAGUCGAACACGAGUACUGGUCCGAGCUGCUACAGGCAGUUGCAGAUCCAGUGUCCACUGUGGACCGGCGACUCCGAACACGCGUCAUUGGGGCGCUUUUCGAGGGCGCCUUGCGUGGAGCGGCACCACUUGUGCGGAAGCGCGACAUCCACCAGGCGCCGGGUGAAUCCUCACAUGCGUCGUCUGGUGCAGCGCAUGGUAUCGUCCACAGCUGCCUCGAGGCAUCACCUGUAGCCUGGAACUGCCUCCACCAGGCUGUUGCCGUACUGCAGCGUCAUCAGAGUGUUGCGUUCGUGCUCCAGCACCAUGUGGACGCUUCUGUACUGGAUUCGCGCAUCGCAAACGGACUGCGUCGAGUGAACACCACGGAAGCGCACCGGACUCGCCACCAGCUGGGUAGCAACGGUACCGGUGGCGUCGAGAGUGCACAACGCCUUGUCAGAGCGGGUACCGAAGGUGUGGCGGGGUAUUCGCAGGCCGCAGCAGCAGGUCGUCGAGCCGCCACGCCGGUGUUAUUGCCCACUGGCGAAUACGUUUGGUUGCCUGCGGAACGAUUUCAUGACUUUCUGGAGCAGUGGAUGUCAUCCAGUGCAGCUGUGGAAGCGUUGACGCGAGCCAGCAUUGCACCUCCCUUGCGCUUCCAUCGAGUCGCCACGGUCUGGGGCUGGCGUUCACUGGAUGCCCCCAGGAGCUUUGACGACCCGCUGGCGGGUUGUGCAUACCUUGAGGCGCUUUUCGAGGCGCCUGGGCUCAGCAAAAGCGCUCCUGCAAACAUCCGCAGCGGUGAGCGUCUCGUCCAGCGCCGUUCGGGUGCAAUGUCUGCAGCGGCAAGCGUUCAUGUGUCGUCGUCGUCGUCGUCGUCGUCGUUGGCAUGCCGAGUGCGCUCGAACGAGAGCUCGAUGCAGGCUUCGCGCUCCUCUUCGAUGGGUACCGUCGCUAGCGACGAGCAGCUGCAUGGCGCUGCGAGCGCUCUAUGGUGGCACUCUACCUCAGCCGAGCGGCACGAGCUUUUCGCGACGACCCUGCUUGAGUUCGAUGAGCUGCAGUUGAAGUUACGGCGGCGGCGGUGGCGGCGACGACGACGACAACGACAACGACGAGGUCAAGAGACAACCAGCGCACUGCUCCUCGUCGAUGCUGAGCUUCUCUUCAUGGCGACGAGUUUGCUCUGGCCCUAUUGUCCGUCUACAGGUCCAAUGAAACUGGUUUCGACAGCGGAACAGCGAACGAGUGGUACGAGCACGUCGACUGGACGUCGCGGGAGCAAAGCGCGUCAGCGGCAGAACCGCCGCGGCACACAUUCAGCUUCCACUGGUGCUGCUUCUGCUUCUGCUUCUGCUGCUUCUGGUAGUGCGUCCGUGUCGACAACGAGUGUUGAAAAGGUGCUCAUCCGCAUCGGACAUACGGGUCUGACGCGGGCACUCACCCGAGCGCUGCUCACAGGAAGUUCCAGCAGCAGCAGCAGCAGCAGCAGCUGCAGCAAUAGCAAUGUGUAUCGUGCGCUGGAGUAUGAGGACGUCGGCGACCAGGCUGGAGCGCUUGCGCAGUUACGUGCCGCACUGCACCAGCACUUGCGACUGGGGUGGAACGGACUCUUACGGCUGUUGGCGACGGCAACGGAGCAUCCGUGGAACAAGCCCAGUGCCCAAACUGCUCGUCGACAUGCGGAGCAGUUGGUGCAUGCUUGCCAGCAACUUGCACCGCUGUCGAUGCUCCAGCAGUUGGCCACGAGCACGGCGGUGCUGGUUACCGGAGGUCAAGCGGCUUUCGUGCAGGCCGCCCUGGUUCAACUCGAACGCGUCCUCUGCCAGUGGGCGCUGCUGCUGGACCACGGCGAAUGGUUAGCGCCUUUUGGGGUGUCUUUGGAAGCAGCAGCAACAACAACAACAACAACAGCAACAGCAACAGUAGUAGUAGCGAGAGACGCAGCCGAUACCCCAGGCAUGUCGAAGGCGCCCGUCGCGCAGCCGUGGCCGCCCCAGGGACCUGUGCGGGUACUGGUGGACCCAUUUCUGUGGCCUGUUGGGGCAGCGAGUCUCGAGCGGUUUACAAGCUCGGAUCAGGUGUGCUUUGAGGCGUCUUUAAUCACCACUGGAGAGACGGGCACGCGGCAUGUACGUCCAGUGCUCUGGGGCGGUCACUGGCAACGCGGCUUUCGGGCGCCACAACCGGCACCCGCUUCUGCAGCCACUAAAGCAUCCAAGGGGCUCUCGAUGCCGGCACCACUGACGCUACCCGAGUUAUACGGCUGUGGUUUCGUUGUGGAUUUGAGUUUGCUGGCUGCCGUGGCCACGAUGGGCCUGACGUCUUCGCUGGACUUGUCGAGCCGCUUGCUCGCCUCGGUGUACGUCGGGAUGCUGCGCGAGUCCACAGCGACGACAGUCGCACGCGCAGCAUCCGCCAGUGUGAUGUAUCUGGUGCUCCUGGGGCAUCUCUGGCGUCAAGGCUGGUGCUGUAUCCCCGACGACAACGAUGACGACGACGACAAUCAUGGUGAUGAGGUUGAUGAUAACAAUGUCGGUGAUGAAGACGAUCAUCAUGAUGACGAUGAUGACGAUGACGAGCACAGCGGCAACGACACCCAUGGUCUAGCGGGGCGAAGCCUUCACGAACACCUCCAGCGAGCAGGAGCGCGCUCAUGUCGUUUUCUGGUGCUCAUACGCGCUCACGAUGCGUCUGUACUCGUACGGGAAUGUUUGGUUGCCACCAGCGGCGCCGAAGGCGACUCACUUUCGGGUACAGGGCGCCUCGAGAAAGCACGGCAGGUUUGGUUUCCCCUGGAGCAAGCUGGGCAGUAUACAAACGUGGCGCAACGGGUAGCGCAGACGUUACACGACUUGCUACAGCGCCAGGAUCGUUAA
Messenger RNA from Cyanidioschyzon merolae strain 10D, 6117 nucleotides. RefSeq names its product eIF-2alpha kinase GCN2. Gene Ontology annotation, cellular component: cytosol. Gene Ontology annotation, molecular function: ATP binding; eukaryotic translation initiation factor 2alpha kinase activity; protein binding. Gene Ontology annotation, biological process: protein phosphorylation. Lineage: Eukaryota; Rhodophyta; Bangiophyceae; Cyanidiales; Cyanidiaceae. The coding region runs from base 1 to 6117 and encodes 2038 amino acids. The record is from RefSeq and is a predicted model, not a curated record. The transcript has a single exon.